AUUGGGAAAAUCAACUCCGGAAGGGGAAUAAAAAAUAAAGGACAUUCAUUCUCCCCUAAAAAGAUUCACAUUGUAAGGCUGGCAGUUCCGGUUGCACCGAUUUCAGAAGACAGUGCUGAGUACCGGAAACAAUUAGCCGAUAGAUAUGGCUUCAGGCAAAUUGGAGAACCUCUUCCUGAAAAUGUUACGCCCAAGGAUGUUAUUGAUUCACUUCCCAGGAAGGUUUUUGAGAUCAACGAUGGGAAAGCCUGGACUUCAGUUUUGAUAUCUGUUACUUCCUAUGCAUUGGGGUUGUUCAUGAUUUCAAAAGCCCCAUGGUACCUACUCCCUUUGGCGUGGGCAUGGACAGGAACUGCUGUUACUGGGUUCUUUGUUAUAGGGCAUGAUUGUGCUCACAAGUCAUUUGCGAAGAACAAAUUAGUGGAAGAUAUAGUGGGAACGCUGGCAUUCCUACCGUUGAUAUAUCCUAACGAGCCAUGGAGGUUUAAGCACGACCGACAUCAUGCAAAAACUAACAUGUUGUCUGAAGACACAGCUUGGCAUCCUAUUUGGAAAGAGGAGUUUGACUCUUCACCUCUUCUGCGCAAGGCAAUUAUAUAUGGAUAUGGCCCAAUUCGUCCUUGGAUGUCUAUAGCUCAUUGGUUGAUAUGGCACUUCGACUUGAACAAGUUCAGACCAAAUGAAGUCAAAAGGGUGGAGAUCAGUUUGGCUUGCGUUUUUGCUUUUAUGGGGAUCGGGUGGCCAUUGAUCAUUUACAAGGCUGGCAUUUUGGGGUGGAUUAAGUUCUGGUUGAUGCCAUGGCUGGGCUAUCACUUUUGGAUGAGUACUUUCACAAUGGUCCAUCACACGGCACCUCCUAUUCCUUUCAAAUCUUCCAAUGAGUGGAAUGCUGCUCAAGCCCAGCUGAAUGGAACCGUCCACUGCGAUUAUCCUAAAUGGAUCGAAAUUCUAUGCCAUUAUAUAAAUGUCCACAUACCCCAUCAUAUAUCACCAAGGUUUCCGAGUUACAACUUGCGUGUGGCUCACAAGUCUAUAGAAGAAAACUGGGGAAAGGUUGCUGAGGGCGGACGACGAACCAGCCAGAGGCCGGUGACGGUCACGGCGACCGUCGUCGGUAGGUCACGCGACCUUCGGCGGGUAUUUAGGCUGCGCGAUUCGGUCGCGCGACCUUGCGAAGAACCCAGGCGCGACCUCAUGGUGACCCUAAGCGUGACCCAGAUCUGGGUUGCCGAAGGUCGUGCGACCUCGCGGCGACCAGAUCCGGGUCGCGCCGGCGCCCCUCCGGCCGCGACCUCGCGGAGACCUAGGUCUGGUCGCUGCGAGGUCGCGCGACCUCCGGCGGACCCAGAUCUAGUUGCCGCGAGGUCGCGCGACCUCCGGUCGAACCUCCUCCUCCGCUUCUCCAUUUCUCUCCCCUCAAAGCUUCACCGCCGAUUCUCGGCCCAUUCCGAUUCUCCAACCAUGCUCCUCCGUGCCGCCCCUGCUUUUUCGCUCCUCGGCCCCGCCGGCGACAGCCUCUCCUCGCCGUUGUCGUCUUCCCCCGUGGGGGCGAAUCCGGCGGCGCUUCGGUUCUUGAGCAGCGGGCACGAAGGCUCCCUGGUGGUCGGCGUGAGCGAGGAGUCGAACAGCCCGCCACUCACCGGCGUCAUGUUCCAGCCCUUCGAGGAGGUGAAAGAAGGAGCUUGA
Messenger RNA from Eucalyptus grandis, 1686 nucleotides. Its product is annotated as omega-6 fatty acid desaturase, chloroplastic-like. The annotation marks the transcript as partial. Gene Ontology annotation, biological process: lipid metabolic process. Lineage: Eukaryota; Viridiplantae; Streptophyta; Magnoliopsida; Myrtales; Myrtaceae. The transcript has 8 exons. Gene Ontology annotation, molecular function: oxidoreductase activity. The record is from RefSeq and is a predicted model, not a curated record.